CAUUUUUGAUGCUGAGGCGUCAAUAAACGUAGAAACACCCCCAAAUAAAUAAAAGUAUUUCUAUUUAUUUCACUUAUAAUGUUCAAACUACAAACGCACAUCCAGCGCAAUGAACGCGUUCCCAAGGCAACGCAAACAGGAAGUUGAGGAAGCUCUGAGGGGAGCGAAGGAGACAGCUGUGUUAAACGGACACAAGUGGCCGCUCGCUUUUCCGUGUCUCGUCUCCGAGAUGUUAGAGUAACGUCCCCGCCGUGACUCCACGAUGUCCGCAUCAACGAGGGCCAGUUCAGCGCCGAGUUUGUCGAGGCCGGAGCGGACACCGGACACCGCAGUGGCAGAGCUGAAUUUUCAGGUCCCGGUGGUGAGCACCAAGACGCAGCCCGCUGUCAGAGGGCAGAUCGUCCCACACGAACUUCUGCUCAGUCUAACCUCCACUGUGUGCAAGAGGAGAACACCGGGGCAAUCCGCACACGACCGACACUGCGAGAGCUAUGGAAUCAGACGCCCUGAUGCAGUCUGGCAUCAUCCACUCGGACGCAAGAAAUACAAACACUUUCUGGAGCAGCCAACAUCCCUGACAGGAGCUGGCAGGGAUAUUUCUUUCCUGUGUGACGCCAUGGUAACCAGAAAGAAGACAACACUCCUCCCACCAGUUAGUGAAAAGCAGGUCGUUGGUGGCGCGCAGAACUCGUGCGUCUCCGACAGUUUUAUCCCGGAAGAAUUUCACAUAGUGAAAAAUAAAGGACUACGGAGCCUCGAGUUCUACGAGGAUGCAUUCACAGUGCAGCUGAGGGAUGAAGAGCAGAGGCUGCGGGUCCUCCCUUCACUGAGGCCCAGUGGGAGGCUGGAAGCGGUCCAGCUGAUGGGGAUGAUGGAUGACAUGCUGGAGAAGGCUGGAGUGGAUGAGCAGAGCGAGGAGCUGGCUGAGCUUUCACAACUGGAGGGUCUGCUUGAGCUCGUGAAGGUUGAGCAAAAUAUCUACAACAUUGUCUUCCAUGAACUGAUCAGGCAGGUGAGCGUGGGCUGUGCCGAGAGAGGACAGCUGCUUGCCAAACUCAGACAGCGCUACCAGUCGCUGCUGAAUCGAAUCCCGCGGCGCCUGAAGGCUUUGCACACCGAGGUGGUGGCCCAGCGGGCUCUGGAUCGUCGGCUCACAGAGGAGAUCCACCACAUCAAGUUAUCCAUUCAGCAGCUUAGCGUGGAACUUUCUAAAAUCCGGGACCACGAUGCUUUUGUUUCCCACCAGGCGGAGCACGCUCACUGGCAGCUAGCCGAGGCACUCAAACAGACUCGCAUCGACUCAAAUGUGGUCCAGGCUUACCAUCAGCUGUAUGAGCUUCAGAGAGCUCGCCUGGAAGCUCAGCUGAUCCACAUGACCGAAGACAGAGACUGCUGGAGCCAGUUUACCCUCUGCCUCGCCCUGAAGGUGUGUGAGGUGUCUUUGAUUUGACCUGGUCUUACUUUCAUUUUAGAGUGAGAAACAUGACUGUUGUACCAACUCUAUGGUCAGCUCUCUGUGGAGCUCCAAGGCUAACAAAAGAGGAAGUGAAUUAAAGGACACAACAUGCUCAAUGUAGCUUUCCCCUUAGCAUUUCAUCCAUAGUAAUACUUAUACCAGCAUAUCAACCAAUAUGUCCCAACCACACAAGCUAUCUAUCUAUAUAUAGAUUUACAAAACCUGAUUGAUUUUUUUAAAAGUAAUGAAUAGAUGCUUCAGCCAUCCUGUCACGGCGGGUGAGAAGAGCCGUGUGAAAAUAAUAAAUGAGGAUCCAAUCGCAGGCAGUAGUGGAGAAGUGAAGGUGGUUUAUUGAACACGAAAUAAAUAUGGACAAACAGCAAAUGGAGCACGAACUAAACUAGACUGGAAACAACUAAACUACAGAGCACAAACCUGGA
This is a messenger RNA of Haplochromis burtoni (Burton's mouthbrooder), 1896 nucleotides long. Its product is annotated as axonemal dynein light chain domain-containing protein 1-like. Lineage: Eukaryota; Metazoa; Chordata; Actinopteri; Cichliformes; Cichlidae. The transcript is spliced from 11 exons. The record is from RefSeq and is a predicted model, not a curated record. The coding region runs from base 263 to 1450 and encodes 395 amino acids.